Molecule: messenger RNA, 837 nt
Organism: Ostertagia ostertagi
Lineage: Eukaryota; Metazoa; Nematoda; Chromadorea; Rhabditida; Trichostrongylidae
Source: the annotation of a GenBank genome assembly
AUGAAGAAGACUCCAACUAUUAAACGAAAAUGGCGCCAAGGUUUCGAAGGCUUAGAGCAGUUAGAUUUGAAAUUGAGCAAGAGAGAGAGAUGUUAUGCGACAGCAAUCUGCAACACACAGACGGGAAUUCUCAAUUCGACAAUUAUCGGUGAAGAAGAACCGGCAGAGACAACAACAAGGUUUUCUGAGCAGCGAUGGCAAAGUGUACGGGUGCUGGCAUUUUGUAUGGUGUUCAGAACAGGGCAACCAGAACAACGCGUUCCAGAAGCACAACAACGCCGGCGCCGACGACUGUCACCAUUUCGAAAAAUAACAUCUGGGACAGGUACCAUCACAAUGCCCGUUCGUUUUUAUUUUCACCGGAAAUAUUUAAUCCUUGACCCUUGCAGGUUCACUGUAAGCCAAAAUUCUAAGGUUUCUUCAAAGUAUAUUCCAUUUUGGAAACGCCUUCUGUCGACGACGAUCACUCCUUCCACACCUAAUGAGGAGAUUCCAGAGGCGUCCCUGGAAAUUGAGGUAGAACCCGAAAUCGGUGAGGAGGCGAAAUCGGUUGUUGAUGUGAAAGAGUUUCCGAAAGAGAUGACCAUUCCACAGGAAGAAAUCACGUCUACGGAACGUCCUGCGCAGGAAACAAACCGCCAAACGGAAGUUCCUCAAGUAACACAGUCCUUCACAUCAAGAGAGCGACACACAUUCAAACCACUGCCGAUGACCGUCCCUCCGGCUGCGGGUCCUGAGCUCGCUUUCCAGAAGGCAAGCGGAAGAGGACCAGGAUUCUGGAAUCGAUUCCAACCGAAUCGAUGGUUCGAGUCGAUACACUACGUCACGAAUACAGGG